AUGGCUAGAGGCAGCAUCCCCAGCUUUGGCCUUAGCGGUGGCUGUUCUCCUUCCGCAGCAACACCAGCGACGGCUACAACAACUACAACUACAACUACGACUGUUACGGAUUCACAGCAUCCCGAAACUUUACUGUCCCGCGGCUUGAUAGCACCCGCAAAAUUCAUAUCCGCGAACCCCCUCUCCAAGCCCAAGUCCCGCAAACGAGCGCGAGUACCACCCGCUGAGCGCAGAGCCAGACCUCGUUCAAAAGCACAAGUACCAGUUUCCAGUAUGGCGUCUUCGUCUACUACCUCUGGUCCGCUGCUUUACGCAUGCAUUGCACACAACACGACCGUUCUCGCCGAACACACAGCAUCCGCCUCGUCCAACGCCUCAUCCCUCGUCUCCCUCGUCCUCCCACGCAUCGCGCACGAUACUUCGGCCCACAAGACAAUCGACCAAUCCAAGUUCUUCAUCCACUGCCUCAUCAAGUCGCCCUCCGACUUCCCCGGCAACCAAUCCACAGCCGGCGGCCUCACCUUCCUCGUCAUCGCAGAACGCGAUCUCGGCCAGCGCAUCCCCUUUGGAUUUCUAACCAACCUCGAGAAGAAGUUCUUCGCUGAAUUUGAGCCAGCGAGCACGAAUUUCCAUGAUUUACCACCCUAUGGCUGUGCAAGCUUCAAUGGCGCGUUGAAGAGGUUGAUGGUGGAGCAGGGUGGCACGCAGGCUGGUCAGCAGGAUGCUUUGCGUACCGCGCAGCGUGAGAUUGAGGGUGUGCGCGAGAUUAUGACGGAGAAUAUUGAGCGUGUGUUGGAGAGGGGCGAGCAUAUGAGUGUUUUGGUGGACAAGACGGGUCGCUUAGGUGAGAAUGCGAGGGACUUUAGGGUGAGGAGCAGGACGCUCAAGAGAAGGAUGUGGUGGAAGAACGUCAAGCUCAUGGUGCUAUUAAUGCUUGUCGUCAUCUUCUUGAUUUACCUCUUCGUUGGCUUUGGUUGCGGAUUACCAGCUUGGGGUCGCUGCCUCGGUCACUAGAGAACGCGGGGCCCUUUCCUAAUGUUAAUUAACUUUGAACAAGCACUUCACACCCCAUAUUUUGCGCGCGCAACUCGAGUAUUGGCCUCUUUUCCACAACCCAACAUGUCCGCGAGACGGAUACUCGGUCUCGCGGACAUCAUGGAGGCAGAAUGCUGUACGGUGAGAGGUGCGCAAAGAUUGUUCAUUUAUACAACAGCAGCGGGCGUUUGGCGUCCGUCUUUUCCAUUUUCCAUAGCCACAGUACGAAAUAAGCUACGAGAUAUUCCCAGUUUGA
Molecule: messenger RNA, 1291 nt
Organism: Pyrenophora tritici-repentis Pt-1C-BFP
Lineage: Eukaryota; Fungi; Ascomycota; Dothideomycetes; Pleosporales; Pleosporaceae
Biological process (GO): vesicle-mediated transport
Cellular component (GO): membrane
Source: RefSeq, a predicted model, not a curated record